UAGCGAUUACAUCUCCCAGCGUGCCUUUGGGCCAAGCACCAGCCUUCGCUUUAACCCUCUGGAGUCUGUACGGAGCACAGCUGAGAGCAGGAUGCCCGAGGGCCCAGAGCUCCACUUGGCCAGCUGCUAUGUGAACACCAUGUGUAAGGAUCUGGUGUUUGCUGGGCGAGUAGAGAAGUCUGAGGUGAGCAAAAACCCCGAGGUACCCUUUGAGAGCAGCGCCUACCGUAUCACGGCCACCUCUCGGGGCAAGGAGGUCCGGUUGACGCUGAGCCCACUGCCAGAGGCCCAGCCCCCGCAGGCGCCCAUGGACCUCGUGUUCCGCUUUGGCAUGUCUGGCUCCUUUCAGCUGGUCCCAGCGGACGCCCUGCCCAAGCAUGCCCAUCUGCGCUUCUACACGAUCUCUCCUCUGCCCAACCGGGCCCUCUGUUUUGUGGACAUCCGGCGCUUUGGCAACUGGGAGGUUGACGGCACAUGGCAGCCUGGGCGAGGCCCCUGCGUUCUGAUGGAGUCUGAGAAGUUCAGGGAGAAUGUGCUCCAGAACUUGACUGACAAGACCUUUGACAAGCCCAUUUGUGAAGCUCUCCUGGACCAGAAAUUCUUCAACGGCAUUGGCAACUACCUUCGGGCCGAGAUUCUUUACCGGCUGAAGAUCCCUCCCUUUGAGAAGGCCCGAACUGUCCUGGAGGCACUGAAGCAUCGGAAGCCGAACCCAGAACUGACUUUGAGCAAGAAGGUCAAAGCAAAACUAGAGAACCCAGACUUGCUGGAACUGUGCCACUUGGUACCCAUGGAGGUGGUCCAACUAGGGGGUAAGGGUUAUGGGCCCGACAGGGAGGAUGAAUUUUCAGCUUUCCGGGGAUGGCUGCGCUGCUACUCUGUAUCCGGUAUGAGCUGCCUCCAGGACAGGCAUGGAAGGACCAUUUGGUUCCAGGGAGAUCCUGGCCCUCUGGCCCCCAAAGGAGGGAAAUCCUAUAAGAAGCAUGUGAAGAAAAAAUCCAUCCCUGAUAUCACAGAUUUAGAGGACCCUAUGUCUAUGCCAAAGAAGAAUGGCCCCAUGAGAGCAAGGAAACCAGGCAAGAAGUCACAGAAGGGGUCUCCUGACCCAGAAGCCAAGGGAAAUGUGAAAUCAACCAGAGGCCCCAAAACCCAGCGCCGAUUGAAGAGUUCUGCUCCAACAUCCCCACAGAACGAUCUGGGAGUUCCGGAUGGAAAACAGCAGCUGGUGACCCAAGUACAAACAGCAGGCAGAGCCAGGAAAAGGAAAGUGAAUUCCAAGGCCAGGCUCCCUCCACCUUCCUGAGGUCUUCUUUCCCCACCAAGGUGGGAAAGGCCCCCCAAGUUCUCCUGUUCUUAGUCCCACCCAAUGCUAGGGAUGGGAAUGUGGCCACAGCAGGAUCAGGGCAGCCAGGAGACCCUGGCACAAGCUGUAUGCUUCAAAUUUUAGAGGAUCCAAUGCUUUUCAUGUGAUGCACAGUCCUGCCCAAAAGGCUCAAUUAUUGAUCUCUGAAAACGAUUUCCAUAGCUGAGAGCAGUGGGUUGGUGUCAGGUGAGAGAGGGAAAGCUCAGCACCUAGAGCCCUGGAGCCCCAAAUCCCCUCCUUCAUAACAGUCCCUCUGCCCCACCCCAUCCUGAGGUGGGAAGGAAGUCCAGAUGCCUUUCACUCCUCUCCUGUUUCUCCCACCCCAAUCACGUAUUCCAGGCCCUUGUCCUCUGCCCCUCACACCUCUGCUCCUUCCCCAGCAGAGCUGGGAAUCCAGAAUCGUUUUGAUGCUGUAUUUUUUAUACCGACAAUAAAAUCUGACUAGAAACCCUAA
This is a messenger RNA of Vombatus ursinus (common wombat), 1817 nucleotides long. RefSeq names its product nei like DNA glycosylase 1 (gene NEIL1). The transcript is spliced from 10 exons. Gene Ontology annotation, cellular component: nucleus. Gene Ontology annotation, biological process: base-excision repair. Lineage: Eukaryota; Metazoa; Chordata; Mammalia; Diprotodontia; Vombatidae. The coding region runs from base 92 to 1303 and encodes 403 amino acids. The record is from RefSeq and is a predicted model, not a curated record. Gene Ontology annotation, molecular function: DNA N-glycosylase activity; DNA-(apurinic or apyrimidinic site) endonuclease activity; zinc ion binding.